GGGCGGCGGCGGGAGCGGCCCCGGGAGGGCUGCCCGGCACGAGUAUCGGCGGCGUCCUGAGCGGGGUUACGAGGGGUCACUGUCCCGGGAGGGAAGCCCUCCCUCCCUGCGUGCCCGGCGGGGUAACCGGAGCUCCCGAGUCAGCCCCGCCUGGAAGUUGGAGAGCUCUGCCGUGUCCCCUCGAGAGAGCAGCGCGACACGCUGCGCAGCGCUGCUCCUCGCCGGGCUCUGUCUGAAGUGGGACCCUUCGUUGGGUGUCUCAGGCUGGGGUUUGUACCUUAGGACAGCGGGGUUUCUGGUUCUGCCCGGGCGCUGCCGCUCAUUGACAGAAGAGCUGGCUCGGGGAGUAUCUCUACUUGUCACAAAUCCACCUCGGGAUCCGGGGAUUUCUUCCUCCGGCUGGAGGUUUGCCUCGUAGGCUGGCGUUAUUUGAUUCUUCUCCCUCUCCAUCAACUAAUGAUCAGAUGAAGCUGCAGAUGACAUGACCAAAGUCAAAACAAUGCAUGAACUGAUGAGAAACAGGACUGAGAACAUUAGCUGCUUAGUUGCUGGAAAUCCUAAAUGCAGCUUUACUACCGAGAGACCCUGAUGUUAUGUGAUCACUGAACACAGUUUGCAAGAAUGGAAAACCAAAGGAAAACCAAAACUAGUUGCAUCUCAUAAAUAAAAAUUUUCAAGAUUCAGCUGAAUCAAAAAAUUAUUCCAGCCAUGGGAGAAAAUGCAAGUUUUUGGGAAAGUUUGAUAUAUGCACAUCCUACGUGUACCACCUGGAAGCAACAAGCAGAGGGAUCUAUCUACCACCUCGCCAGUAUUUUCUUUGUCGUGGGCUUCAUGGGUGGAAGUGGAUUCUUUGGGCUCCUCUACGUCUUCAGCUUGCUUGGACUGGGAUUUCUCUGCUCUUCUGUUUGGGCUUGGCUGGAUGUGUGUGCUGCUGAUAUAUUCUCCUGGAAUUUUGUACUGUUUGCUAUAUGCUUCGUCCAGUUCGUUUACGUUACCUACCAAGUCCGGAGCGUUGCCUUUGACAGGGAAUUCCAGGAACUCUACAGUGCUCUCUUCCAGCCUCUGGGAAUUUCCUUGACUGUGUACAGGAAGAUUGUCUUGUGCUGCGAUGCAGAAGUGAUUACCCUGGAGAAGGAACAUUGUUAUGCCAUGCAGGGCAAAACACCUAUUGACAAACUGUCCUUGCUUGUGUCAGGCAGGAUCAGAGUGACAGUUGAUGGGGAGUUUCUGCAUUAUAUUUUUCCUCUUCAAUUUCUGGACUCUCCUGAAUGGGAUUCACUGAGGCCCACAGAAGAGGGAAUUUUUCAGGUGACACUCACAGCAGAGACAGACUGUCGGUACGUGGCCUGGAGGAGAAAAAAGCUCUACCUGCUGUUCGCUAAGCACCGCUUCAUCUCCCGCCUCUUCUCCAUUCUCAUUGGGAGCGACAUCGCCGAGAAACUGUACGCCCUGAACGACAGGGUGCACGUGGGCCAGGGCUUCAGGUACGACAUCCGCCUGCCCAACUUCUACCACGUCGCGCUGCCCGAGAGCCCUCCCGUGCAGGCCUCGCCGCGCUCCCGCCAGCUGCAGCGCGCCUCGCCGCGCCGCACGCCCGCCCCGGUCAACUGCGGCGCCUUCCUCGCACCCUCCUAGCCAGGAAAGCUCUGCUGCAGCCAUUCCUCCAAGCCGUGGAGGGAAGUGGAAGGUGGCAGGGCAGAAGAGCAGAGAGACAAAAGCAGAUGAAGCCAAAUUUGACUGACAAGUGCCAUUUAUGUUAACUGGAGUAGGUUGGAUUCUCUGUCUCAAGCCAGCAGGUUGGCUUCUGCAUUGUGACUGUCUGUGCAAUAUGUUUACUUUCUGUUCAUACUCCUGUUGAUCUUCAUCUCUUUUGUUUUGGAGAACAAACCAUAACAGUAUGAGGUCUUAUUGCAAUUGUGGUGGCCUCUGUGGUGGCGUAUUGUUUUUUUUGUUUUGUUGUUGUUGUUUUUUUUUUAAAGCAAAGCCCAUGGUAAUUGUAAUUAUAUUUUCCUCAAAAAAAUUUUGUCAAAAUGAAGUACAGUCGGAAUAGUCAAUGAAAAGAACUAAGUUGUCUUCAGAAUAUAGCAACUGGCUUAUAAUGUUCUUUUUUAUGCCAUGUGGACAUUCUCUCAAUUUACAUGAUUAAUGUUGCAGAAAAAAGACUAAGGAACGGUUGCAUUGGGUUUGUUUCUUAAAGAAAUGAAAAAUUUUGAAAUGCACAACAUUGUUAAAAACCCAAACAAAAAAACCCAAAAAAUUCUGUCCCAUGACUAAUUGGUUUCUCUCCGACUGUCCUUAUGAGGUAUUACGUGAAAACAAACAUAAGUGUAAUUUCUGGCAUUAGAAAAAUAAAAGAGCUGCAAUAAUAUAACUGCUGCAAAUACAGCUUAGGGAAAUGGUUGUGUAGCAUUUCUGAUAGAAUGUGAUGCUAUAGGACCUGGGCUUCUGCAGUGUCAGCGCCCUUCAUGACAUGUACAAUAAAUAAUGUUAAUCAAUCUACUGCCAAACCAUUGGAGUUUGAUGUAUAAUAUUCCUUUUAGCUAUGUUUGUCAGGAAGAGACUGAAACAGCUGCAGCAAUAAAUACAAUUUUUAACUGA
Passer domesticus (house sparrow) is the source of this 2598-nucleotide messenger RNA. RefSeq names its product popeye domain containing 3 (gene POPDC3). Gene Ontology annotation, cellular component: sarcolemma. Lineage: Eukaryota; Metazoa; Chordata; Aves; Passeriformes; Passeridae. The record is from RefSeq and is a predicted model, not a curated record. The transcript is spliced from 4 exons. Gene Ontology annotation, molecular function: cAMP binding. Bases 709 to 1635 code for a protein of 308 amino acids. Gene Ontology annotation, biological process: heart development; striated muscle cell differentiation; regulation of membrane potential.